Molecule: messenger RNA, 3135 nt
Organism: Fusarium graminearum PH-1
Lineage: Eukaryota; Fungi; Ascomycota; Sordariomycetes; Hypocreales; Nectriaceae
Exons: 4
Coding region: 1-3135 (1044 amino acids)
Biological process (GO): calcium ion transmembrane transport; intracellular calcium ion homeostasis
Cellular component (GO): plasma membrane
Molecular function (GO): ATP hydrolysis activity; ATP binding; P-type calcium transporter activity
Source: RefSeq, a predicted model, not a curated record
AUGGUCCGAGAGCUCAGCACGAGCCCCGACACUGGAUUGACUGUCUCUGAGGCGUCUCAGAGAUUGGUUGAGUAUGGUGCCAACGAUCUCGGCGAGGAGGAGGGUGUCAAGCCCAUCAAGAUCUUCAUCGCCCAGAUCUGCAACUGUAUGACUUUGGUGUUGAUUCUUGCUUUGGCCGCCAGUUUUGGUAUCCAAGCUUGGAUUGCAGGCGGUGCUCUUGCCUUUAUCAUCUUUCUCAACCUCAUCAUUGGUUUCUUCCAGGAUCUCCAAGCCGCUCGAACCGUACACUCUCUCAAGUCGUUGAGUCAACCCACAACAAACGUUUUUCGAGAUGGAAAGACAAUGACGAUCCAAACGAGCGAAGUCGUGCCGGGGGACGUCAUCGAUCUCAAGAUGGGCGACUCUGUACCUGCUGAUAUACGGCUACUCGAAGUUGCCAACUUCGAGUCAAACGAGGCUUUGCUCACAGGGGAGUCGUUACCCGUUCGGAAAAGCCCUGCGAUGCAAUUCGAUGAUGAUACAGGACCUGGCGACCGCCUCAAUGUCUGCUACAGCUCCACUAUCGUCACAAAAGGUCGCGGAAGGGGUGUUGUCUUUGCAACUGGAGCUUAUACUGAGAUUGGAGCUAUCGCAGACGCUCUAAAGGAUACCGGACGGAAGAAGCGACAAGUCAAAAGGGACGAGAAUGGAAAGGGAUCAUUUGGUGCUCAUGUCACUAAAUGGUUUCUAACAGCUGCUGACAUCGUUGGCGAGUUCCUGGGUGUCAACGUGGGAACUCCAUUACAACGAAAACUUUCGCAGUUGUUUCUCUAUGUUUUUGCUUUUGCUAUCGUUUGUGCUAUCAUUGUCUUGGCAGCCAAUGGGUUUGAUGCUCGAAAGGAUGUUAUCAUCUAUGCCAUUGCGACAGCCGUGGGAACCCUCCCUGUUUCUCUAAUUCUUGUGUUAACCAUCACAAUUGCCGCUGGAACGAAGCAAAUGGUAGGUCGGAAGGUUGUCGUGAGAAACAUGCAGAGCCUGGAAGCUCUUGGUGGCGUUACCAACAUCUGUUCUGACAAGACUGGUACCCUCACUCAAGGAACGAUGGUCGUCAGAAUGGCCUGGCUUCCUGGACAUGGUACUUACUCCGUCGCCUCCACGAAUGAGCCUUACAAUCCCACGGUCGGCGACAUCGAUUAUACCCCCGUCCAGCCAACAGAGUUAUCUACACCUGGUGAAGAGUCAAAGUCACACAUGAUCAACCCCUUGGAAGAGCCCAAUGCCAAUGAAGCCUUCAAGCACUAUCUUGACAUUGCCUCGCUUGCGAACCUGGCCGUUGUUGAGAAAAGAAGCCAGGAUGGUGGCCCUGAAGAGUGGCUUGUACAAGGCGACCCAACCGAAAUUGCUAUACAGGUCUUUGUCUCCCGUUUCAACUGGAACCGAAUGUCAUUGUCUUCAGGCCCCAGCCCACGAUGGAAACAGCUUGUGGAAUUCCCAUUCGACUCGAACGUUAAGAAAAUGUCGGUCAUCUUCCAGGAUACAGUCGUCAAUGAGUCGCACAUAUUCACCAAAGGUGCAGUCGAGCGUGUUCUAAGCAGCUGUUCAUCUGUGGAAGUCUCUGGGGAUACGAAACCUCUUGAUGCAGCCGCCCAUGAAUCCAUUUUGCAAAACAUGGAAGCUUUCGCCCGUCUUGGUCUUCGAGUUCUCGCCCUUGCUAGUAGAUCUUUGGUUACUGGUCUACCAGAAGAUUUAUCAUCCGCGAUAAAUCGGUCCGACUUUGAGAAAGAUCUUGUCUUCCGCGGUCUCAUUGGCAUCUACGAUCCUCCUCGGCCUGAAACUCGGGAUAGUGUGCAAAUGUGUCAGAAAGCUGGUAUCAGCGUGCACAUGCUCACUGGUGAUCACCCAGAGACUGCCAGAGCCAUUGCUGCCGAUGUAUCCAUCAUCCCAUCUCAGGAGAGAAUGAAGAUGGUACGCGCUGACAUCGCAGGCACAAUGGUUAUGGCGGCUCACGACUUUGAUCAUCUCUCUGAAGCCGAACUUGAUGCUUUGCCCGAGUUGCCUCUUGUCGUAGCUCGCUGCUCGCCUACGACAAAGGUACGCAUGAUUGAGGCUUUACACCGCCGUGGUUGCUACGUUGCCAUGACAGGUGAUGGCGUCAACGAUAGUCCUAGCUUGAAGCAUGCAGACGUUGGUAUUGCGAUGGGCCUGAACGGAUCAGAUGUCGCCAAGGAGUCUUCUGAUAUCAUUCUGACAGAUGACAACUUUGCUUCCAUCUUGAACGCCAUCGAGGAAGGGCGUCGUAUUUUUGAUAAUAUUCAAAAGUUCAUCCUUCAUGUACUCGCUGCCAACUUUGCAUUUGUCAUCUUUCUUCUUGUUGGGCUGGCAUUCAAGGAUGAAAAUGGUGUUUCCAUCUUUGUCAUGACUCCCGUGGAGAUCAUCUGGAUGUUGUUAGUUGCUGGGGCUUUCACCGAGACGGGUCUUGGUUUUGAGCAAGCCAGUCCUGACAUCCUCCGUCGACCACCUCACAGUCUCAAAUACGGCGUCUUCACUCCCGAAUUCCUCGUUGAUAUUGUAGUUUACGGCAUCCUGAUGCUCAUCAGCAUUCUCGGCUCUUCUGCCAUCGUCCUCUACGGUUUCAACAGCCAAGGUCUCGGCCACGACUGUAAUACAAAGCACUCGGAAUCAUGCGAUGCAGUCUUUUCAGCGCGGUCAACGGUUUUCGCAACCAUGACAUGGGACUUUCUUCUCUUUGCAUGGCAACUUGUUGACUCCCGACGAUCGUUCUUUGCCGAGAUUUUCGAAAAGGAAGGCGGUUUCAACGCUUGGGGAAACAAGCUCUGGAAAAACCCAUUUCUGUUCUGGUCUGUCACUCUCAGCUUUGUUCUUAUUCCACCUACGCUGUAUAUCCCCGUCAUCAACCAUGUGGUCUUUAUGCACAACCCUAUCGACUGGGAGUGGGGUGUUAUCUUCGUUGCCGUUGGUGUAUUCUUUGCUGGAGCGGAGGCUUACAAAUGGGUGAAACGGGUCUACUUUCGUCGGAAUGUUGCGAAGGAGUUCAGAAAGGAGAUCACUGAUGUCGAGCUCUUUGUCUUUGGGAGAUAUAUGGAUGGCUCUGAGUCUGCUAGUGACUCGAGCCAGGAUGGUGGAAAGGCUUGUUGA